Molecule: messenger RNA, 2070 nt
Organism: Aspergillus aculeatinus CBS 121060
Lineage: Eukaryota; Fungi; Ascomycota; Eurotiomycetes; Eurotiales; Aspergillaceae
Exons: 5
Coding region: 1-2070 (689 amino acids)
Biological process (GO): regulation of DNA-templated transcription; DNA-templated transcription
Molecular function (GO): zinc ion binding; DNA binding; DNA-binding transcription factor activity, RNA polymerase II-specific
Source: RefSeq, a predicted model, not a curated record
AUGCGCACCAAGAGGGGCCCUAUCCCCGCUCUCACUGGGCCCUCUGGCCAACCAGCUGGGGCGUCCGAUCGAGUUUCCCGGGCCAAAGUCCUGAUCCCGCGAGAUCGGUCCCGGAUCGUACUAUCUAGCUCCCGCAUACGCACCUCACGUGCCUGCGAUCCGUGUAGACAACGCAAAGCUAAGUGCAAUGGUGGCAAGCCAACUUGUAUCCAGUGCGAUGGCUUAGCCAUCGAGUGCACCUAUUCCGAACAGAAACGCACCCUCGAGCAGAAAGAGCUCACCCUGUUGCGGAGCACCAUCCGACGCCAUGAACGAAUGAUCCAACUCAUCUCCGCUCGCCCCACAAACCAGGACGAUGAUACUACAGAUCAGGACCCCACGGACUCAACCCCCUCGCAAGGGGAAACCAUGGAGGUAAUCCUGCCCUCAGUGGUGGAGACCAUCCGGCGGAGCGCAUCCGUUCACGAUGCGGCCAUGCAUCUCGACCAGCAGGUGUCAACGCAACGGCCCGGAGUCACCCUUGGCAGAGUGCAGCGGGCCUGGCUGAGUCGACUUUCUGGUAAAGCGGAGCUGGUGUGUCGACAUCCCCCGUACACGGUCACGGCGGCGGAGAAGUGGACAUCGGUCGUCGAUAGUGCGGUGGCCUCGCAUCUAUUCUCCCUCUUCUUCGUCUGGGACAAUCCUACCUGGCAUCUAAUCGAGCCAAGUGUGUUCCUCGCCGACUUUCAAUCCGGAAGGACACAGUUUUGCUCCUCGUUGCUGGUGCACGCCAUCCUCUUUUUUGCUUGUCACUAUUCAUACGACCUGGAGAAGCCAUGGGAUAGGAGGGAGGAAAUGUCCAUUGCCAAGAGACUGUUCCGCGAGAUUGGUCGUCUCUGGCAGCGGGACAAGGACAAUGUAUGUCUAACCACUGUUCAAGCCAGCUUAAUUCUAGGGCUGUUUUUCAACGCGUCCGGAAAGGAUAAAAUCGGGACGCAAUACAUCUACUAUGGUGGCCAAAUGGCGUUGCAGCUGGGGCUGCAUCUUCCUUCGUCGGCCGUCUUCCACAGCGACUCGAUGGCGGAAGCGAAGCGAAAUCACUGGGCACAUAAGCUUAUUGCCUGCGGGAUAUACGAUGUCCAAUCUUUAACAAUGCAACUGGGGCGCAAACCAUCGCCCUGGAAAGCACCCCCCGAGAACUACCUCUCGCAGGAAGAAGCAUUGUUUUCAGAUGUCAAUCAACAAUGGGCGCCUUAUCCGUUCACAUAUCCGACAUUCAAGCCCUAUGCGAACACAGGGGUCUUCGUCCGCCGCAACCUCCUCAUCCUUAUCAACGAUAUCUCGAGAUUCGAGGCGCAGAUGCCUCACCGCGUCGAUCUUCCUAGCUGGCAACAAGGCACUCUGAUCCACGAGAAGUUAGUCACAUUUGAAAGAACUUUGCCGAUCGUGCUUGGGAUAGGAAGGAACAAAACCCCCCACAAUUUAUGCCUUCAUCUAUAUUAUCACAUGGCUGUGGUCAAUCUCUGUGGGCUGUUCAAUUCCCGAGAAGCCACCACGACCAAGGAAACCAUUAUUGCUGUAACACAAUUCGACCCGCAGCAAAUCUUAGAAGAUGCCAUGGAUGCUAUGGCAACGAUCAUCUUAAUGUACCGUGUUUGCCACGGGUGGAAAUCAAUACCAGUGGUCAUGGUCCACUACUUUUUUGUUAUUGGGCUCCAUGCUGCGUCCAAUCUGCGAUCUUCAAAGUGGCGCGAAGUGCUAGUAAGCUGCGUGUCAGGUCUUUGGCACAUGGGUCUAGCGUGGCGAAUAUGUCGACCGUUUCUGCGCACAAUCCAGUUGGUGUUGAGCACUGGCGCCGACGAAACGUUGAUUCCCGUCGAGGCGCAGUCCAUCUUGCGGGAAUUCAACGAAAAGCUGUGGACCCAGCAUGACAUCCAAUCGGUCUCCGCUAAUUACGUCGUCCAUCAUCAUCAUCCGGCAAGGGAUGGACUUCAGAGCGGCGCCUUCCAAGGAGAAACUUUGGAGAACCUGAUCCGAGCCUUCGAUCGGCUCAGCACAGCGGAUGAUCAGGUAAGCGUGGCCGCAGCCUGA